Aspergillus campestris IBT 28561 is the source of this 2517-nucleotide messenger RNA. RefSeq lists its product as uncharacterized. The record is from RefSeq and is a predicted model, not a curated record. Bases 1 to 2517 code for a protein of 838 amino acids. NCBI's taxonomy places the organism in Eukaryota, Fungi, Ascomycota, Eurotiomycetes, Eurotiales, Aspergillaceae. The transcript has 4 exons.
AUGGCGGGUGUCAAACGCAAGAUGGAUGCCACCAGAGCUCCUGCCACUGGCCAAUCAAUCUUGCCCCCCGGAGUUUACCCAUCUCACACGCCUGUAGACUCCACUGGCGAUACUCCUCAAUUUCGCGUGACUCGAAGUCAUCGCGCCAGCCAGGAUGCACGUGCUCAUCCGACAGAUGCUACCAAUUCCAACAGCAAACACAGUGGUCCCCAGCGGCCCUCACGCAUCGUCACGCUGAGUACUCGUGCGGUUCGGGGCUACAACCCGGCCAACAACUCCGCCAACAACCUAGCGAACGCCGCCGCCAACCAUGCACGCGAGACUCGAUCUUCUCGUACUCGGUCCUCCAUCUCCAGUGCGUCGGCCAAGCCCCCCCAGUCCGAGGACCUCGCAUCCGCCGCUGUCCCCGAAACUCCGCGAGCGAAACGCGUGAAGCGCGGCCCGGCGGUCGAGGACACCCCAAGGUCCACCCGUCAGUCGGCCCGCUUGAAGUCUCACUCUCAUCCGUCAUCGAACGAGUUUCCUCCCGCAGAGCCUCUCGCGGCGUCCAAGCCCGUCGACGUGAGCCCAUCUGCCACGUUCACUCCGAGCGGAAGAACGCGUAACCGGAGCAGGCUCUCGGUGAACGGGGCCAAUGACUCCACCGCAGCGGCUCCCCUUCCGCCAGCCUUCUCGGCGCCCAAAUCACCAUCGCCUCGCAGCACCCUCCCGGAACGCAUUGAGUUCACUCAGCCGUUCGAGGAGAAAAAGACCCCGCGCGGGCUGGGCACGAAAACGCAUCCACUGGACGACGAACCCAAGAGCGCCCUCUCUCCGGAAGAGAUCAAGCCUGGCACCAGCCGGCACGCCACCCCAGAAGAAUCGGAACGACCACAGCCGUCGGAAGCCGCCCUGAGCCCGUCCGCGCGGCCUGCAAAGCGCAAAUCUGGAGAGAUGGAGCCCCGUGACGAACCCAACGGCGCCAGUGGAUCGUUCGGUCUCAGUAAGAAAGCCAAGCUGGAAGACGGCGCAAAGGACAGCGCCAUGGAAGAGACGUUCCGAGCGAGCGACGAGGACAAACCCGCAUCCCCCUCGGCGGCCGGUGCUGACGAAUUCACCGGGGACAACGACUCCCGCCAGGUGACAGAAGACGUGGAAGAGCCAAUGACGGAAAACGCCGCGGAGUCGACCGCCGCCAAGUCGGGCCGUGGGGGUCGAAACCGGGGACGAGGACGUGGCAGCGGCGCCGCACGUGGUCGUGCCGGGAUCGCCAAACGAGGUCGCGGGGGGACGCGCAGUGGCCGUGGGGGGCGCGGUCGUCAACUGGAUCGCUCGAGCGAUGCCGAGCUCGCCCGCACGCCGUCUCCCACCCCCGCCACCCAGCGACUGCGCGACCGGCAACGCGAAUUGGACCGGACGUUCCGCAAGGUGGCGGCGGCUCAGCGGCUGGCCCUGGCGGUUCUUGCGUCGCAGUCACAGAAAAAGCUCGCGCGCGAUAAGAAUGCGCAUAAGGACGUUCCGGAAUUCGACAAGAUCAACUUGCUUCUCAAAGCACGACUUGCGGAGAAGAAGGAGAUCCUGCGUCGGGAAUAUCAAUUGCGCGUCGACCAAGAUAAUCGACUGUUUACCGCCAACAAGGCAAUUCUCGAGGAGAGAUCCAGGUACGCGGCACAGCAAAUCAAAGACGAGCAUCUGCUGGCUUGCCAGGGAGACUACAUGGCCCUUGUGGAAGGCCGUCGUGCCGCCGAAGAUGAUGAGCACACAGAGACCGAGGGUUCUGGAACGGAGCCCGAGCGCGUGCCUGUGAUCCCGCCCUCCAAGGGGGUCGUUCGGGGGUUUCUGUCAUCUUACGUGCGGGAUCCUGCCGGCGCGGCCGCCUACGAACGGGCCGAGUACGGCUGGGAUGAUUUCCUCCAACGGGCCAAAUUGGGUGACGAUAUCGACCCGCAAAUGAAGGAGAUGACCGACACCGGUCCAUUCGCUGGCUGCUCCGCGGGAGACAUCAUCGACCUCUUGGUGCAGGCCACAAACGCCGUGGAGGUUCGCCGUGGGCCUUUUGUCGAGCGGGACAUUCGGCCGCCCCCCGUCCCGGAAGCGUUCCCCGCGGCGUUGUCCGCGCUGGCGGAUGUUGCGUCGGCCGAGAUGCCCCGAUCUUCCCUGUCCCAUCUCACCACCCCACAGCCCGGCGCGCAUCGAACCCUGUUGCCCCAGCCGCCGCCGCCACACCACCCCCAUGUCGCACAUGGGCCCACGGAGCCCCGAUCCUUUGUUCUCCCCCCUCCCACACCGCAGCGCCAACGACGGCUUCUCCCCGCUGCGCAGCAGAUCCCAUCGAUCAACGAACAGCUGGGAUUACCUGGUCUCUUUUCUCCCCGGGGCGGGCCGCCGCAGCUGCCGCCUCCGCCGGGGUCUAAUUUCCACCGGCCUCCGCUGCCUGGUUUUAUGACCGGACAUCCUCCUCCUAAUAUGUAUUAUCCUCCGCACCCUUCGCACCCCCCGCACCCUCCGCCGCCUGGCCCGCCCCGUCCCCCUUAUUAA